This is a messenger RNA of Thamnophis sirtalis, 3661 nucleotides long. NCBI's taxonomy places the organism in Eukaryota, Metazoa, Chordata, Lepidosauria, Squamata, Natricidae. The record is from RefSeq and is a predicted model, not a curated record.
ACAGUUCGGGAAGAAGAGAAAGAAAUAUACAGGCAGCUGAUUCAAAUGGUUACAGGGAAAAAUCUGUCAGCUUCCAAAGCCUCUUCAUUAUUGUCUCUUCACCUGACCAGGUGUGGAGGUUCCAAUAAAAAAACUACAAAAGAAACCAAAAACAAAUGUAUGAAACCUUUUGAUGUUUGUGGCCCCUCUAUGGGCAACCAGUCAUCCAGUCUUCUUAGGAUGCAGGAGCACCAUUCUCACAAACCACUGCCACAACCAGUUUGUAGUUUUACUACCCAUGUUAACUUUGAUCCCAAGACCAGUACACCCAUACAACAAGCAAAUCUACCAGCAUUGGAUAUGCCAACUGAAGGAUGUGAUUCAGUCAUAAUGCUAAAUGGCAAAGACUUCAGAUCUCCAGCUCCAAGUACACCCUUCUUUGAGGCUGAAUUGUGGAUAAAAGAAUUAACCAGUGUAUAUGACUCCCGAGCCCGUGAGAGAUUGCGACAUAUAGAGGAGCAGAAAGCUUUGGCAUUGCAGCUUCAGAAUCAGAGACUGCAGAAAGAGACCCCAGUACCCGAAUCAAUAAACUUACAUCUUCGAGUUCCUCUUGAAAAGGAAAUUCCUGUCACCAUUGUUCCAGAAAAUAAUAAGAGAGUGGAUAGUGAAGAUGAAUUUCCUGAAAUUACAGAGGAAAUGGAGAAAGAAAUAAAAAAUGUAUUACGAAGUGGAAACCAGGAUGAAGUGUUGAGUGAAGCCUUCCGAUUAACCAUCACUCGGAAAGAUAUUCAGACUCUUAAGCAUCUCAACUGGCUCAAUGAUGAGAUUAUUAAUUUCUACAUGAAUAUGCUGAUGGAGAGGAGUAAACAGAAAGGCUUUCCAACCGUUCAUGCAUUUAACACAUUUUUCUUCACCAAGUUAAAAACUGCUGGGUAUUCAGCUGUAAAACGUUGGACUAAAAAAGUAGAUAUAUUUUCUGUGGACAUUCUAUUGGUUCCUAUUCACCUUGGUGUCCAUUGGUGCCUAGCAGUUACUGACUUCAGGAAAAAAAUCAUCACCUACUACGAUUCAAUGGGUGGAUCCAACAGUGAAGCUUGUAAGAUACUCUUGCAAUACUUAAAACAGGAAAGCCUAGAUAAAAAACGCAAGGAAUUUGAUACCAAUGGCUGGAUGCUCCUGUGUAAAAGAAGCCAGGAGAUCCCACAACAAAUGAAUGGCAGUGAUUGUGGGAUGUUUGCCUGCAAAUAUGCUGACUGCAUUACCAAAGACAAACCAAUCAACUUUACUCAACAACACAUGCCUUACUUCCGGAAACGAAUGGUCUGGGAGAUCCUCCAUCGUAAGCUGCUGUGAUUUCAUGCCAAGUAAGACUCUUCAGAGACUGAAAACCCCAGGUUUCCUCUUCUUGGCCACCUCCAAGUGGACUGCAUGGGUUUCUCCACUGACAAGACUCUCCGCAUUACACUUGGUGUUUUUAAAAAGAAAACCACAUCUAUUUCUUGGACCAGUGUGUCCAUGCAGCCUUUUUAAAGCACACACUUUCUUUUGUAUUUUGAAACCCUAUUUUCUACAAGGGACAUUUGAAACUUGGAGAAAUACAGCUUUUUAUCUUCAAGGAGAUUUCUGCUCCUCUUUUUGUAAAAAAAUGACCAGAUUCUGCAAAGGACUUAAGAUGUCCCAGUGAUCAGCUGUAAGGCCUUGGUGCAGGGAAGCACUUGCAAUCUUUUCUUGGAUCUGUCACGAUCUGGAGAAGACUCUGUGCAUAGUACUAAGUAAUUGUGGAUUCUCCACAUUACUUUUGCUGCAGCUAAUUAUCAGAUGUAAAACAUGCAGGGAUGUGUGUCGGGGAAUCUAUUUGGCCUAGAUUUUCCAGAUGUGUUUGCAUGUUUAUGUGUUUUUCUGCUUCUUAUAAUCUGCUGUUAAUAACAUGGGUGUUUUCCACAGCAGUUGUAGCAACUUAGAUUCCCUUUUAUUCUUACACUAUUAAAGAGAAAUGGAAUUCUUAGAGAAUGGAAAGCGAAUAGACACCAGCACAUGAAAAGUGACCACUUGCUCUGUUAUCCACCAUGGCAGGUAACCUUUUUAAUUCUACAGUAAGGCUGCCCAGUAGAAAAUUAACAAUGCUUUAUUUUGACAUUCAGUGUUUAUCUUGUCACAGAAAAUGAGUCAUCGUCUGAUUAUUGAGUGAUUAUGAGGAUUAUGAGUUAUCCUCUGAUAUUCAGGAAUAGCCAUUUAUCCUAAAGCCAGGCAAGGAUUUGUGGGCAGAGGCAUUCUGCACCGAAAGUCCUUAUUCUUCACUGCCCCCUCCCCAAGCCUGCUGUGGUGAGUUUUAACCCAAGAAACAAAAAUCCGACACCUUUGUGGCCUACAUCACAGAUGACUGGGAUUAUUCCCCCCCCCCCUUGAAAGCCAGCAUUUUUUUUCUUAGCCACAUUGUUGCAAUGCGAUCUGGAGCUUAGUUUCACAAAGAACUAAAAUUUUGAAGAGUUGGUGCAUUACAUUCUCAAUAAAAAUAGGAUUUAUAACAAACUAAGCAGCUGUAAUGUCAGUGGAUGUUCACUUGACAGGAUUAAAUAUAUGUUUGUCUUUCAGUUCUUUGUAGAAUUAAGGUACAAUAUAACUUGCUUUAAAACUUUAAUUAUUGGUAAACAGUUUUUAUACUAUAAAUAUAUAUAUAUAUAUUUAUAUGCCUUUCCCAGUGACUGCCAAUGAACAAGUGUAUAUGUAUAUAUAUAUAUAUAUAUACAUACAAAAACUAACAUACAUACAUACAUACAUACAUGAAGUUUGCAGCUUUUUUUCUGUUUUUAAAAAGCUGAAUGGAAAAGUUGCUUUUUUACUCAUAUGCUCCUCCCUCCUGUUUUUAUUGUUAACAGCAAUUAAUGAUGAGUUGAAGAAUGUCCUAAAGAGAGUUUCUCCCUCCCCACCCCCAAUCCUAUUUUUGCAAUGAAUUGCAAGUUCCAUCAGCCCCCUCUGAUCCAGUUAGUGGAAGUUGAGACAAGUAUGUUGUACUUGGGCACUAGAUAAGGGAAAACUGAUACUGAAUCUGUCCAGCUUUUGCAUGAAACCAGUAAGAGAUUCUGCUAGCAUUGGCUUUAUCUCUCAAGAGGCAGGUUUUUCACAGGACCAAUGACACUUGUUUAUAAUUGACAGAAUCAUUGUCUUUUGUCCAAUAUGAGAGAAUACUGCCAUUUCAGGUCAUACUGAAGAUGAUCGUCAAUCCACCACCAACAAUUUAUUGUACAGCCAAUUUUGCAUUUGUUUCAGUGUGGAAUCCAUAUUUAAAUGGAAAUGUUAUAUAGCAGCUGGAUUGGUCUCUGUUUCUGCCAUUAACCAACUGAAGUGGAAUGCAGAAAGAGAGGAUUCAGGCCCAAGAACUUGGAUUUAAGUUCCAUACCUCUUGAUGUAUCUUUAAAAAAAAAUCUAAAGUAAAUAUCCUCUUGUGUUUCUGCCAUCAAACAGGGAACAUUUUAUAUAUUCUAUAUGUGGAAACAAUAGUUUUGUACAAAUUUCCCAUUACCCUUCCCCAAUUUGUGCUCUUCCUAGACAAGUUUGUACCUUUUUUGAUGUCUCUGUGUUUUUUAUACCAGUCUCUGGUCCCCCUUUUUUUAUGUUUUUUCUGCAUAAUCUAAUUUUAUUUUGUAAUGUGUUAUUCUUAAAUAAACUCAGCCAUUUAAAAAUG